This is a messenger RNA of Acanthosepion pharaonis, 996 nucleotides long. NCBI's taxonomy places the organism in Eukaryota, Metazoa, Mollusca, Cephalopoda, Sepiida, Sepiidae. The record is from the annotation of a GenBank genome assembly.
AUGUCUAUCUAUCUAUCUAUCUAUCUAUCUAUCUAUUUAUUAAAGACAUUUUUAUUUUACUUGUCCGGCAAGUUGAACACAACUCUGUCUCUCCAGCAGCCCGCUCCAUACAACUGUGCCUCGCUGCAUCCCGCUCCAUACGACUGUGCCUCGCCGCACCCCGCUCCAUACAACUGUGCCUCGCCGCACCCCGCUCCAUACUACUGUGUUUCACCAGCAGCACGCUCCAUACAACUGUGUCUCGCCGCAGCCCGCUCCAUACAACUGUGUCUCACCAGGAGCACGCUCCAUACAACUGUGUCUCGCCGCACCCCGCUCCAUACAAAUGUGUCUCACCAGGAGCCCGCUCCAUACAACUGUGUCUCGCCGCAGCCCGCUCCAUACAACUGUGUCUCGCCGCAGCCCGCUCCAUAUAACUGUGUCUCACCAGCAGCCCGCUUCAUACAACUGUGUCUCGCCGAAGCCUGCUACUUUGACCUCAGAAUGAACAAGAUAUCUAUCUAUCUAUCUAUCUAUCUAUCUAUCUAUCUAUCUAUCUAUCUAUCUAUCUAUAUAUUUUCUGCUCAUAUCUAUCUAUCUGAAUCUGUACAUAUCUAUCUAUCUGAAUCUGUACAUAUCUAUCUAUCUAUCUAUCUAUCUAUCUAUCUAUCUAUCUAUCUAUCUAUCUAUCUAUCUAUCUCUGUUCAUAUCUAUCUAUCUCUGUUCAUAUCUAUCUAUCUGAAUCUGUGCAUAUCUAUCUAUCUAUCUAUCUAUCUAUCUAUCUAUCUAUCUAUCUAUCUAUCUAUCUAUCUAUCUGUUCAUAUCAUCUAUCUCUGUUCUGAAUCUGUGCAUAUCUAUCUAUCUAUCUCAGUCUGUUCUAUCUAUCUAUCUGUUCAUAUCUAUCUGUUGUUCAUAUCUAUCUAUCUGAAUCUGUGCAUAUCUAUCUAUCUAUCUAUCUAUCUAUCUAUCUAUCUAUCUAUCUAUCUAUCUGUCUGUCUGUUCAUAUCAUCUAUCUGA